AUGGCGUCCGGUAUUGCUGCCGCUGCCACUGCCGCUGCCACUGCCCAGGCCGCUUCGGCCCCCGGCCCGCAGAAACAUCGGGCCUGCGACGAGUGCCAGCCCGGCGGCUGCUCGCGCUGCCAAAAGGAAGGCAUCGCAUGCGUCUACUCGCCGCAGAAGCCCAUGGGCCGUCCCAGGAAACGGCGCCAUGCACAGUCCCUCAUGUCUCACCACUGCCAUCAACAAAAUACCACUGCUCAUCAACACAAUCACUGUCAUUCACCUCAACCGGCCGUGACAUCAGACCUGGCAGCAAGCUUGUUGAGCCAGCCUCUGCCAUCGGACAUAUCCUCCUACCUGACCCUAUCGUCCGAAUACAACACAGACAACUCGAUUUCACUUCAUAUAGAUGACAAUGGGGCGCUUGCUCAUAUUCCGCGCCACAGCCAAGGGUUUUUUGAUGGUGCGGCUAUGCCCAUCAUGAGCCUGAAUCAGACUGAUCUUUUCGAGAGCAUUAGCUUUGACGAGAUAGAGACGGACUCGUCUGUGUCUUCCAUGUCCAAAGAUUUCAACGACUCUCUUCAAAAAUACAUGGUUUCUCAGUAUUUGGAUCCUCCACCACUUAGCGAGUCCAGUCCUAGCACCAGCAUCCACUCCAGCUGUUUUGGAUCGCCAAAACCGCACCCGACCGCCUCUUGCGACUGCCUUGCCUCUCUCACACAAGCACUCAGCUCCCUGAAUCGCCUACCGGCCGAUGUCAUAUCUGCCAUGCAAGUUGCUCGCAGUGCCACCAAGAUUGCUUAUGACACCCUCAGCUGUGUUCAUUGCUAUGGAGACCUAUACGACCUGUCCAAGCCGUCGCCCGUCUCUCGCUUCCAAAGCAUGAUGUGCCUCGCUGCCCUUGUUCCCUCUGCCUGCAACGCUUAUGCUACGAUUUUGGAAAUGGUAGAUAGAGAUGUGGAGCGAGCCAAAGGCCAACUUCAGUCCAUAUAUUUCAAUUUUAAAGAAGUCGGUGGGAUCUGGGGAAACCUCAUCGACGAGAAGGGCUCUGCCUCUCCCGAAUGCACACUUCUCAGAAGCUUUCAUGACCGAUACCUGGACCCGGAGACCUGGAAGGCCACUAUCCGAGCCAUUCUCAAAGUUGAGGUGUAUGGGUUCAAUCAGAAAACGGCGUCUGUCUCGAGCACGGUGGACUGCAGUGUGUCGCCGUACGCGUUCUUGCACUGCGGACUCAAGGAUGUGAUCACGCUACUCGACGAGAAGAACCAAAAGAGGCACGACCUUGCGGAUGCCCUAGUGCAGGCGAAUCACGCUUUGCCUGACCAUAAUUACCUUUUGACCCUAGGUGCGCCGAAACUGUGCCCUCGCGAGGACAGGCCCUGCGUGCGUAUGCUGGAUAUAGCGAGGAUGGCACUGAGCAAUUUGGCUAUAUCAUAA
Trichoderma asperellum CBS 433.97 is the source of this 1416-nucleotide messenger RNA. Lineage: Eukaryota; Fungi; Ascomycota; Sordariomycetes; Hypocreales; Hypocreaceae. The record is from RefSeq and is a predicted model, not a curated record.